CGUUAAAUAGGUGGACACUGACAGAGCUUAUUAUUGCUCAAAAUGCAAUUUUGUUGCCCACCUUGUUUGUGCUACACGCGAGGGAGAAACCGAGGAAAUAAAGAAGCCUCUUGAGUCGACAGGUAUCCUUAAAAACGAAGAUUCAGAACUGGAUGAAUCCAUUGACUCAUUACCUUAUGCUGUGAAGAAGAUGAAGAUAGGAGAGGAUAAAAUUGAAAUACCCGAAGAAAUCAAUCAUUUUAGUCAUCAACAUGACUUAAAGCUUACAGAGGAGCUUCUGAACAAUGAACAAUGUGAUGGGUGUAUGCUUCCUAUAUCUACAUCCCCAUCCCCACAAUUUUACAGUUGUGCUCAAUGCAGAUUUUUUCUUCAUAAAUCUUGUGUUGAAUUACCCAUAAAAAAGCUACACCCAGUCCUUCACCCCCACCUCCUCACCCUCUUCACAAAGGCACCUUACGCUUCUAGCGGGUUCAGUUGUAAUGUUUGUGAUAGGCUAUGUAAUGGCUUCACCUACCAUUGUAAGGAUUGCACGUUUGAUGCAGAUGUCCAAUGUAGUUUGAUCUCAGACAUCCUUACACAUGACGGUCACGAGCACCCACUGAUUCUAUCAAGAGCACCCGGUAGUGAGAAUUGUAGUUGUUGUUAUAAUAGUGGAAGAGUAUUCAAGUGUGCUGAUUGCGAAUUCACUUUGGAUGUCAAAUGCGCUACACUGCCACAUACCAUGAGGUACCGACGCUUUGAACAACCCUUCAAAUUGUGUUAUAAGGCUGAAGAAGAUUAUGAGGACGAUGAAUAUUAUUGUGACAUUUGUGAAAAAAAACGAAAUCCAAAGCACUGGUUUUAUUACUGUGCAGAUAUGAGUUUCCCUGCUCAUCCCAAUUGCAUUCUUGGAAAAUCUCCGUAUUAUAAAUGA
Messenger RNA from Corylus avellana, 913 nucleotides. The record is from RefSeq and is a predicted model, not a curated record. Lineage: Eukaryota; Viridiplantae; Streptophyta; Magnoliopsida; Fagales; Betulaceae.